This is a messenger RNA of Endocarpon pusillum Z07020, 2415 nucleotides long. RefSeq lists its product as uncharacterized. Gene Ontology annotation, molecular function: calcium:proton antiporter activity. The record is from RefSeq and is a predicted model, not a curated record. Gene Ontology annotation, biological process: intracellular calcium ion homeostasis; calcium ion transmembrane transport. The coding region runs from base 1 to 2415 and encodes 804 amino acids. Lineage: Eukaryota; Fungi; Ascomycota; Eurotiomycetes; Verrucariales; Verrucariaceae. Gene Ontology annotation, cellular component: fungal-type vacuole membrane. The transcript has 4 exons.
AUGAACGACUCUGACUCUACUGAUCCCUCAUUAUCAACUCGCAUUCGAUCUUGGUUCCGGACCAAGCCGCAUGUUAGUCCUACACCACCUCCGAGUGAUCCCGCCUCUACCUCGACCCUGAACCAUUCAUCCAUCCAGGGCGAGCAUGGCUUCACAGAAUCUACAACCACGGCAGUGCCUGGCAGUCAAAUCAUUGAGGAAGGGAAAGAUGGUCAACCCACCUCCCAAUCCACACUUGCAGACGACAGAAGCCCAGGAUUGCCUCCACCAGCUCCACCCCCUACCUCGGAGAAAGCAGAAGGAGAAGUAUCUCCCACAUCUUCCGCCGUAAGCUCCAAGGAAAAAUUGCCUAUGCGCAAAAGAUUUUACAAUGACUGCAAACGUAUAAUCUUCUGUAGCUGGAUCAACUGGCUACUGAUAUUCGUCCCUGUUGGCAUUAUUGUCGGUGUAGUAGAAAGAGCACAAGGAGAAAGUAGCGCUAUCAGUCCUACUGUCGUAUUCGCCAUGAAUGCAAUAGCAAUCAUUCCUCUGGCAUCUUUGUUGGCCUUCGCAACUGAAAGCGUGGCUACCAAGAUGGGAGACACAAUUGGCGCGUUGCUUAACGUUACCUUUGGAAAUGCCGUGGAGCUCAUCGUCUUUAUCAUUGCUCUCGUUGCCAACGAGAUCCAAAUUGUUCAAGCGGCUGCGCUUGGUUCGAUUUUGUCGAACCUGCUCCUAAUCCUGGGCAUGUGCUUCCUCUUUGGAGGGCUCCGUUUCCGGGAACAGCUCUACAAUCCCGCCGUAUCUCAGAUGAGCGCUUGUCUGCUCAGCUUGAGUGUGGUCAGCCUGCUCCUUCCAACAGCGUUUCAUGCGUCAUUCAGCAAUAGCGACAUUGCUGAUAGAGUAGUGCUCAAAGUUCUCCUUUGCGUCUAUGUUUUGUACCUCCUGUUUCAGCUGAAAUCUCACGCCUACAUGUAUGAGAGCACGCCUCAACACCUGAUCGACGAGGAAUCUCAUCCUGGUGUGCUGGCAGAAAUGUUAAAUGCUUCCAGUUCGUCAGACGACUCGAGCUCUUCGAGCGAUAUAGAUUCGGAUGGCAGUUCGGGUUCUCAUACUACAGCCAAGCGCAUCAAGCGUGCGCUACGCCGAAAGCGUCGCAAGUCCAGUGUCAGCUCCAGAGAUGCCCCAUCAGUGCCUUCUACCUAUCACGUCUCGUCUCCUUUGAGCAAUGUCUUUGAAAAUGUGACCCCUGGAACGCGUUCACCUCAACAGCUCUCACCCAAACCAUCGCACAGCUUCGAGGCAGUGAUGAGCGGUGAUGAAGGAGACAUCGAUCGAGAAAGCAGGAGAGCACGUCGCACGUCUACAGGAAUUAACUCAAGAGAUUUUGGCAUAGACCAAAAUAACUCUGUAGAGGAAGUGAUCGAGAAAGUCAGGAAGCACAAAAAGAAGUUCAGAAAAUCGAAGAAGUCGAAACCCCAAGCCAAGGCUCACGAAGUUACUGAAGAGAAAACCCUUGACGAGAAAUCUACCCAAGGAGCUCAAGCCAAGGAUAAAAUGCCAGCACAAGCUUCGGCCUCGCUGCCGCAGGUUGCCUUCGUCAACGAGGUCCAGGACAUGCCUGACACGAGUCUCAAAAGACCAUUUCACUUCCGUGAUCUUUCUCGAGCUGCAAUCCCACGAGCUUUGUCGCCAGCUAUAUUUUCCCAGUCAUCUACAAGCCAAACUCCCUCGGCACCGGGUCUGUUAGGACUACCCAAGGCUGGCCCAAACAUCCGUCGAACCACCUCUAUGCCAGAGAUGGGCCACACUACGCCAUCGCCAAUCAUCGCUCCCUUGUCUGUUCAGCCGUUACCCCAUCUGAUGCCAAGCAACCAGCAGAUUACGGUCAUCAUCGAUCCAGAAGACUCACAUGGCCAACAGCAACUCUCGCGGACGUCGGCUGUACUACUUCUUCUUGUCGCCACUGCUCUCGUGGCAGUCUGCGCCGAACUCCUCGUCAACAGCAUCGACUACCUCGUACAAGAAACUGGAGUUAGCCAAGCCUUCAUCGGUCUCAUCAUCCUACCUAUUGUUGGAAAUGCGGCCGAACACGUCACCGCCGUGACUGUCGCCUCAAAAAACAAAAUGGACCUUGCCAUUGGCGUCGCCUUGGGCAGUAGUAUUCAGAUUGCUAUUUUUGUCACUCCUCUGAUCGUGCUGCUGGGUUGGUGCCUCCAGAGGGAUAUGAGUCUCUACUUUAGUCUCUUCGAGACGAUCAGUCUGUUCGCUAGUGCGUUUAUUGUCAACUAUCUGAUGAUCGAUGGGAGGAGCAAUUAUCUGGAGGGUGCGUUACUGAUUGCGGCGUACGUUAUCAUCGCGGUGGCCGCUUUCUUUUACCCAAGCUGUGAGAAUCUGAGUGAGGCGGGAGGGUUGGCGGAGGGGGCUUGUCGUUAG